This is a messenger RNA of Anolis sagrei ordinatus, 14818 nucleotides long. It is a transcript of the gene APOB, whose product is annotated as apolipoprotein B. Gene Ontology annotation, biological process: triglyceride mobilization; lipoprotein transport; cholesterol homeostasis. Gene Ontology annotation, molecular function: cholesterol transfer activity; low-density lipoprotein particle receptor binding. Lineage: Eukaryota; Metazoa; Chordata; Lepidosauria; Squamata; Anolidae. The record is from RefSeq and is a predicted model, not a curated record. Gene Ontology annotation, cellular component: low-density lipoprotein particle; very-low-density lipoprotein particle; mature chylomicron.
CUCAGUCUCAGGCAAGAAAGUGGAGGAGGAGGGGGAGAGGGCAGAGCAGGCAAAGGGUCCCUUUGCUCAACAUGGGUCCCCCGCAGCUCUGGCUGCUCCUGCUACUGAGCAGUGGUGCUUGGACACAAGAUGAUGGCUCUGAAAAUACAAAUCCACUUUGUUCAAGAGAAACAACCAGGUUUAAGCAUCUCAGAAAAUAUGUCUAUAAUUAUGAAGCAGAAACGACAAGUGGGGUGACAGGAACAGCAGAUACACGCAGUGGCUCCAAAAUUGUCUGCAAGGUUGAGCUGGAAGUCCCUCAACUAUGUCAUUUCAACCUAAGGACAAGCCAGUGUAGCCUCCGCGAGGUGUCUGGUAUUAAUCCUGAGGGAGAAGCUCUGCUGAAGAAAUCAAAGAGCUCAGAUGACUUUGCCAUGGCCAUGUCCAAGUAUGAGCUAAAAUUCACAAUUAAGGAUCGGAAUGAAGUCCAGCUGUAUGCUGAGGAUGAUGAACCUAUGCACAUACUCAACAUCAAGAGAGGCAUCAUCUCUGCUCUUAUAGUGCCAUUAGAGACAGACUCUGAAGCCCAGACAUUAACUAUGGAUACUGUCUAUGGGAAAUGUGAGAGUGAAAUCAAAAACAGGAGGAAUGGUGCUGCCACUGUAGGAGAAAUUGAGAUCAAGAGAGAUCUGAAAUCCUGUGACAAUUUUAUACCCAUCAGAGAUUUCGUCAGCCCGAUCGCCCUCAUUAAAGGCUUGAAUGCUCCAUUAUCCACCUUGAUAAGCAGCAAGCAGCAUUGUCAGUAUACAAUUGAUCCCAAGAAAAGGCAUAUCUCUGGAGCAGUCUGUUCUGAGAAGCACUUGUUUCUGCCUUCCUCAUACAAGAAUCAAUAUGGCAUGAUGGCAACUGUCAAGCAGGUUUUGAGAAUUGAAGACACCCCCAAAAUCAACAACAGAGAAAUGGAUGUCUAUGGCCUGCGAAAAAGACAGCUGUCCUUGGAAGGUGUCGAGACCAAGUCCUCCAAGAAUGAUGCUGUUCUGAAAAUCCUCCAGGAACUGCAGAGACUCUCAGUCACCCAGCAAAACCAGAAAAGAGCCAGCCUCUUCUACCGAUUUGUAACUGGGCUGAGGGUCUUGCACAAUGAAACUCUGGGUCCUCUGGUGCCAAAGCUGAUGGAAACUUCCAGUUCCAUCACGAUACAGGCUCUAAGUCAGUGUGGCACCCUAGAAUGCUAUGGAGCUCUCCUCCAAAUACUGAGGACCAGCAAUGUUGAUCCGCUUAUAGCAGAUACCAUCACGUACAGCUUGGGGCUACUAUCUUCUCCCUCUACCAGGAUGAUACAGGAACUCCUUAACAUGGCCCAAUAUCAGCAAAGUCGAGGAACUUUUUAUGCCUUGAGUCAUGCAGUAAAUAGAUUCUAUCGUGAAAUAGGCCCUCUGCAAAAAGAAAUAAAUGAUGUGGCAAAUUUUAUGAUAUCACUGAUUGGCAACGAAUGCUCCAAUGAAGAUGAACUCACCUACCUGACUUUGAAGGCUAUUGGCAACAUGGGAAAUGCACUGGACGAGAACAAUGCCGAUCUGAAAAACUCUGUAAAAACAUGUAUUAGAAGUAAUGCUGCAUCCCCUGAAGUCCAGAAAGCAGCUAUUCAGGCACUGAGGAAAAUGACUAUAAAUGAUGAGGAUCGAGGACUUCUCGUUAAGGUCCUCCAAGAAGCUUCUUCUCCAGUUGAUAAACGGCUGGCAGCUUAUCUAAUGCUGAUGAGAAAUCCUUCCACCUCUGACAUCUCCAAAGUCAUUAAAACUCUUCAGAGGGACAAGAAUGAACAAGUGAAAAGCUUCAUUGCCUCUCAUAUUGCCAACAUCCUAGAUUCUGAAAACCCUUACACUGAAUUUAUUCAGAGUAAAGUUCGAGAGGCCAUCAACAGAGACCAGCUUCCAACAGCCGGAGACUUCCAAAAAUUUUCACGGAACUACCAGGCAUUCAAAACUCUGUCGAUACCAUGGGAAAAUAAUCCUGUUAUGGGACAACUCGAACGAAAUCUGAUUUUUGAGCCAGGAAGCUAUGUACCGAGGGAAUCAAUGCUAAAAACAACACUAGAGGUUGUUGGAAUGAGACCUAUGGAUCUGUUUGAGAUUGGUUUGGAUGGGAAAAAUUUUGAGCCUACAUUAGAUGCCAUGUUCGGACCAAAAGGGUUCUUCCCUGAUAGUGCCACCAAAGCUUUGUACUGGAUUGACGGCAAAGUACCUGACCAAGUUUCCCAAGUACUCUUUGACUAUUUUGGAUAUACCAAGGAUGGAAAGCAAGACCAGGAUGUUAUGAAAGCAGUCAUGCUUAAUUUUGAAAAACUGAUCAAGGAAAUUGUCAACAAAGAUUCACCUGAAGCUAAAGCCUACCUCCGAAUCCUUGGGGAAGAGCUGGGCUACUUGAAACUUAGUGACAUAAAGUUAGUGGGGAAUCUGAUAAUGAGAAGCCUUAGAACUCUGGAGACUGGGCUUGAGAAGAUCACACAGGCAGUGUCAAAGGGGACGGAGAAUGACCUUUUCGCUCACUAUAUCUUCAUGGACAAUGAAUUUGAGCUGCCAACUGGGGCAGGAUUGCAGCUACAGUUUGCUCUGUCUGGAGUAGCUACUCCAGGGAUGAAGGCUGGAGUGAAAAUUUCACAGAGGAAUAUGAAAGCAGAACUGAUUGCUAAACCUUCAAUGGCAAUUGAGUUUGUAACACAUCUAGGAGUGAACAUCCCUGAGUUUGCUAGAAGCGGUGUGCAGAUGAACACCAACAUGUACCACGAGUCUGGAAUUGAAGCCCAUGUUGGGGUGAGAGCUGGCCAGCUGAAAUUAACUAUUCCUGCACCAAAAUCUCCAACCAAGCUCUUCAGCCUCAGUAAUGUCUUGCACUUGGUCACCCCAACCCGAACUGAAGUGAUUCCCCCUCUGAUCGAGAACAGAGAAUCCCAGACAUCUUGUACUCGUUUCUUUGCUGGUCUUAACAUGUGUGUCAGAGUAGAAUACUCCAACGCAAGUUCCACAGAAGCAGCUCCUUAUUAUCCUCUCACUGGAGAAACCAGAUAUGAAGUGGAAAUCCAGCCAACAGGAGAAGUAAAGGAAUAUACUGCAAGUGCUAACUAUGAACUAAAGAGAGAGGAAGAGGACUUGGUAGACACCAUGAAAUUCAUUGCUCAAGCUGAAGGUGUAAAGAAAAGUGAAGCCACAUUGACCUUGAGAUACAACCGAGGCAAACAUAUUUUUACGAGUGACCUUGAGAUUCCCAGUUUUGAAAUUGAUUUUGGUACCAACCUCAGAAUUACUGAUUCUUCCACGGAGCAAAGGAAAGCAUAUUCCUUCAUCUUAGACAUCAACAACAAGAAAAUUCCUGAAGUUACUCUCACAGGACGUAUAGGAUAUCAGGCUGGGAGAGAGUCAUCAAUAGAAGCUUCAGUCUCAAUUCCUCGCUUGCAGACUCAGGCUAAAACAGAUGUAUCACUGCUGCAACAGUCUAAUGGAAUCAUCUUCCAGAUUGACUCUUCAGCCACAGCACACGGCUCCUCAGUUUCGGAGAGAAUUGUUUUGAGAUACGAUAAUGAAAAAAUUGAAGUGCAGUGGAAUUCUGGCACAAGUGCUGCCCUGAAGAAAAUGUCGGGAAAAUUGCCAAUAGAUGAUUACUCCAAGGCUUUGCAGAGGCAAACGAGUGAGCUGUUGGACCGCAAAGUUGCCAAUACAGAUAUGACAAUCCGACAUAUCAUUUCACAUUUUAUAACAGCAACUAAUACAUGGCUACAUCAGGCAUCCAGAGAUGUUCCAUAUGCUCAACAGCUAAAAGAUAAAUUAAGUGGAUUCCAGGAUCUAAAUUUUCAGAGCAUGAACCUUAUCACCAUUCCUGAAGAGCUUUUCUUGAGAAGCGAUGGCCAGAUUAAAUACAUUUGGAACAAGGAAAAGGCCGUUUUCACCAUCCCAGUGCCUUUUGGUGGCCGAUCAUCCUAUGACAUAAAAAUGCCCAAGACUGUAAGAACACCUCCAUUGGUGAUGGAAUCAUUGGGAGUGAGCAUGCCUUCCCAAGAGUACAGGAUCCCACGAUUCACCAUCCCAGAGUCCUACACACUGCAGGUCCCUUUGCUCGGCACUUUUGAGAUCUCUUCGAAUGUGUACAGCAAUUACUACAAUUGGUCAGGUUCCUACUCUUUGGCUAAUACCACAAGCGAGGCCUACAUCCUGAAAACAAGCUACUUCAUGAAAGCUGAUUCUGUUUUGGAUCUACUUUCAUAUAGCACGCAAGGUCAGGGUGAAACCAAAUAUGACAGGAAUGCGUUCACCUUUGAUUAUGAAAACUUACUGCAACACAGUCUCCUCAAUUCAAAUUUUAAAAUCAGCAGACUAGACAUUAUUGAACCCAGUCACAUUACCAGAUAUAGAAUUACAGCUGGGGCUUCCAGUCCUUUAGGUGCCAAGUUUUCUCUGUCUUACAGUGGAGAUGCCAAAAUUAGCAACAUGUUGCUUACUGCAAAUGAAAACUUGGAAAGUCAACUGGAUAUUGCUUCAGCCUUUGCAAAAGUCACAUACACAGAUACAGGCACCUAUGAUUUAAAUAGCAAUGCAAUAGUAGGGGAAUCCAACCUCAAUUUUGAUUCUUCAUUCCUUCAAGCUACUAAUCAGAUAACCAAGAGAUUUACGGAUGAGGUAUGGGCAAUCACCUCCAUCUCCAAUGUACAGAAUGGCUUUUUGACUAACACCGCUUCCUUGAAGUAUCAAGACAGCAAGUUGAUGUUGUCAUCCGAGACAGCAGGAAAACACAGGGACUAUACAGCUUUCAAUAAGUUUGACUUAACUCUACAGAGGCAAGGGGCUGCAGUAAGCUCUGAGUACCGGGCUGCUUGCACACAAGGCCAAGGUUACGCCUUGAUUUCUGGCUCUGUGAAUAACCGAGGUGUCGAAUUGAUUAGCCACAUGUUGGCAAGGGGGGAAAGAAACAAAGCAGAGCAUAAGUCCACAUUAAGUAUCAACCAAGAUGGGCUGACUAGCAGCGCAACAACAACACUGCAGUAUAACCCACUGAUACUGGAGAAUGAAAUGAAUGCCCGCAUUGCCACCACUGGAGCCUCCAUGAAGCUCAAUACUAAUGGACGCUUUGGAAAACACCAUGCAAGAUUUGACUGGGAUGGGAAAGCAUCUCUUAAAGAAAUAGGGAUUGCCAGUGUCUACCAGGGCAGCAUUUCUGACGUGGACAGCAAGAACACUUUAAACUUCAGGGUGAAUAAAGGAGGGCUGAAGUUAUCAAACAGCUUGAUAGGAUCAUACAAAGCAAUGAAGCUUGAACACACCCAUGACCUAAAUAUUGUGGGCUUGGCUUUGACUUAUACUACAACUUUAGACCACACCAUCAGCCUAGAUAAGUCCCACAAACACCGCUUGGAGAUGCAGCUGCAGCCCUAUUCUCUUACAGCAAAUGUGAACAGUGACUUGAAAUAUGCCAGUGCCAAUGCAAACAACAAAGCCCAGCUGCAACUUGAACUUCUUAAAGUAAAUCUGGAUGGUAAUGUGAAAGCUGCUUAUGGUGGUGAUGAAGUGAAACAUUCCUAUACCUUCACCUAUGCAGAUCUGGCAGCACAUCUGAAAACGGACACAGUAGCAAGCAUUCAAGGGGCAGCUCUGAUGCACAGAGUUAAUGUGGAUGUUGCAGGACUCUCCUCCUCAGUUGCCAUCAAUAGUAACUGUAAUUCAAAAUUCUUAACCUUUUCUAAUGAAAUGCGAUCUGUUGUGGCUCCAUUCACUGUCACCUUUGACAUGCAUACUAAUGGUGAUGGAAGACUCUUGGCCUUUGGAGAACAGUCAGGACGGCUGUACAGCAAAUUCUUGCUAAAAGCAGAACCUCUUGCCUUCACUUUUUCACAUUUUUACAAAGGAUCCACUGACCACAACUUAAACUCAGGGAAGAGAUACAAUACAUUACUUGAUAAUAAAGUUGUUGUCAUUUUUACUCCAUCAGAGCAAAGCAGCACAUGGACAAUGAAGAGCCAACUGAACAAUCAGGCAUACACCCAAGAUCUUAAUAUUUUUAACAAUGCUGAAAAAAUUGGAAUGGAGCUGAGUGGACAAACUUUAGCAGACCUUUCCGUACUGGAUUUCCCUAUAAAUAUACCAUUCGCAACCACUAGAAGAAUCAAUCUGAUUGACACUUUUGAUUUAAGAGAAAAUCUAGCACAGCCUCAAGAAUUUGGCCUCUCCCUUUCUGUGAAGUAUGAUAAGAAUGCAGAUGUCCACAUCAUCAAUCUACCUUUCUUGGAAAAUUUGCCAGCACAUUAUGAACGGUGCAGGCAGUCCAUCCUAACUGUACUGAAGUCUAUUCAGAUGAACCUAAGGAGCAUAAAUAUGGACCAGUACAUGAGAAAAUACAAAGCAACAUUAGAUAAAAUUUCCCAAGACAUAAAUAGCUAUGUGAACACCAUUGAUUUUGAAAAUCGAAUGACUAUGCUAAAGGACAAAUGGGAGUCUUUCUUGAAAGAUUAUAGCAUAACAGUAGAGGACCUACAACAUGCUUUGGAUGGUGCUAGAAGUAGUCUUGACGAAGCUUUGUCUCAACUGCAAACAAUCCUGACAAUAGCUGACAACUAUAUUAGAGAGAAUUAUGACUUGAAAGCAACUAUUGUACAACUUAUUGAACAGAUUAUUGAAAAAAUGAAAGUUAUAGACCAACAAUACAAAAUCAGCACUCAGAUAAUUGACACAAUUCAACAACUGCAAUCUGCUAUCUCUCAAUAUGACCCUAGCCAAAUAGGAAGCAAUGCUGCAGCUUGGGUUCAAAAUAUAGAUGCUCAGUACAAGAUCAAAGCUCAACUGCAAAAGAAACUAGACCAACUGAAAAGACAGAUUCAAAGCAUAGAUGCCCAACAAAUUGCAGAAAGUUUGAAGCAGCAAGUGGAUGCAAUUGACAUCAAAAUCCUUUUAGAAAAGCUGAAAGUGUCCUUGCCACUGGAAAAAAUGAAAGGCUAUCUUGAAGAAAUCCAAACUUUCAUUCUUAAUUUUUUGGAGGAUUAUGAAGUAUUUGAAAAGAUAAAUGUCUUUCAGACCAAAAUGCAUGAACUUAUUGUAAACUAUAAAAUUGAUCAGCAAGUGAAUGCUUUAAUAGAGAAAUUUAUUGAAUUCUCUAACCAACAGAGAAUCAAAGAAACCAUCCAAAAGAUAAACCUUUCCCUCAGAAAAAUAGACAUGAAGUCCUUCUUCAAUCAAGUACUUAAAUUCAUUGAUGAUGCAGUUCAGCAGCUCCAAACAAUUGAUUACAAAAAUCUGGUGGAUAAAGUCAACGAUUUCCUUGAUGAUCUUAUAAAGAAGCUAAGAUCCUUUGACUACAAUAAAUUUGUUGAUGAAACAAACAUUAAAAUACAAGAAGCAAGACAGAAAAUCAAUGAUGAAAUCAGGGCACUAGAGUUACCACAGAAAGUGGAAGCUGCAAAGCGAUACGUCAGAGAGGUCAGUCAUGUGGUUUCUCAGUACAUGGAAGAAUUAAAAGAUUCUAGAUUUGCUGUAAUUGUUAACUGGUUCAAUCUCCUAAGCUCUACCAUAACAGAUGAACUGAGGGUUAAGGUCGGUGAUUACCUGAAAGAUGCCCGUGAUCGGAUUUAUCAAAUGGACAUUGCAAUGGAAUGCCAGCGAUACCUUGAAAGAGCAAGUCAGUUAUACAAUACCAUAAUUACCUAUCUAACUGAUCAAUGGUAUAUUGCUUCAAAGAAGAUUACUGAUUUAGCAGAAAAGUACAAUGUGAAAAAUAUGGCUGAAAGUUUGAACCAGUUUGUUGAAACCGGUUUUAAAGUUCCUGAAAUCUCUACAGGCGUAAUCAACAUUCCUGCUUUUGAAGUUAGUCUCCGUGCCCUACGAGAAGCAACCUUUCAAACUCCAGCUUUUAUUAUCCCGUUAACUGACCUGCGUGUUCCUUCUUAUCAGGUAAACUUCAAGAAAUUGAAAGAAAUCAGAAUUCCAACCAGAUUUGAAACUCCUGCGUUUACCAUACUAAAUACUUAUAAGAUUCCAUCCUAUGUAAUUGAUUUGAAUGAAAUCAAACUGCAGGUUGUGAAGACAAUAGAUCAAAUAUUAACAAGUGACUUUCGGCUGCCACCUGCUGAUGCAUUUUUCCAAGAUCUGAGGAUGCAAGAUUUGUCUUUUUCAGACUUCUCUUUCCCAGAAAUGAAUUUGCCUGAGCUACAGAUACCUGAAUUCAUAAUCCCAAAACUAAAUUUAAAUGAUUUCCAGUUCCCAGAUGUGCAGAUACCAGAAUUCAAGUUGCCACGUAUUCCACACUCUGUAACUGCUCCUACAUUUGGAAAACUAUCUGGUGCCUUUAGAGUUGCUUCUCCUUUCAUCACAUUGACCACCAAUGCCGGUUUUCAAAAUGUAACAGCUUUUGACCACAGUCCAGAAUUUAUGGCUUCUAUUUCAGCUAUUUCAACAUCCAAAAUCAACUUCCUUGCUUUCACCAUAACUGCAGAUACACAUCUCUUGGCACCUGAGAUGCAGCGGUUAAUCCUAAGGAACAAUUUCAAGUUUUCCCAUGUCUACGUUAAAGCUGAUCAUGUUGGUGAAAUAAUAUUUUCAAGGACUUCUGUUGAUGGCAAUGCUGAAACAACAGCAAACCUCCGUAUAGAAAGAAAUGCAUUAGAUCUGCACAACAAGUUGACACUCAACCUGCAAAAGAAAAUCUCCAUGGAGAGCAAGACAACAUAUACACACAGCCUAAAUAUUCCAGUGGCCCUAUUCACCAGCCAAGCUGAACUGAGCAAUGAAAUAAAAACAGUACUGGAAGCAGGACGCAUAGCACUUACUUCCAUUGGUAAAGGAGACUGGAAAUGGGCUACUUAUGAUUAUUCUGAUGAAGGAACCCAUGAAUCAACUGUCAGUUUUACUGUAGGAGGAUCUGUAGCUGCAUUAGUAGCAGAAAACAAGAUAAAUGAUAAGUACUUGAAGGUCAACCAAAGACUGGCAUAUGAAUAUAAUUUACCUAGUUCUGCAAAGUUACAGAUCGAGUCUACAGUAGAAUCUCCACAACUGGGGCAUAGUACCAUCAACAUACAAGGCACAGGCAAUCUUGCAGAAAUGAAAAUGAAAGUAACUGGCACACAAAAUGCUAAAAUGAACGGACGCAUCUCUGGGACUCUGAAUAAUGAUGUGGCUUUCUCAGUACAGCCCUUUGAAGUAAGUGCAUCAACAAAUAAUGAUGCAAAUAUAAAAAUUAGUCUCCUACCAAAAAUGACUGGCAAAAUUGAGUUCCUGAAUAACUAUGGUUUGAUGCUGAGUCCCUCUACUCAACAAAUCAGCUGGGUAGCUGAGGGUAGAUUUAACCAAUACAGAUAUGCUCACAACAUGUCUGCCAGUAACAAUGAAGAUCUCAUCGGAGCUUUUCUGUCUAUGAAUGGUGAUGCUAACUUGGAUUUCCUAACAAAACCCAUUUCACUUCCUGAACUAGCUGUUCCCUAUGUUGGCAUCCAGACACCCAAGGUUCAAGAAUACUGUCUGUGGGAAGAAACAGGGCUGAAGACUUUACUGAAGACCACAAAACAAUCAUUUGACUUAAAUCUAAAAGCUCAAUAUAAGAAGAACAAAUAUAUGCACUCAUUUCAAAUUCCUUUAGAUGGAGUACAUCGAGCAAUCAAUAACUACAUUGUGUUCUUCAACAAGCAUUUUGAGAGAGGCCGGGACAAUGCCUUGGCAUUCCUGACGAAAUCAUAUAACCAAGCCAAGACCAAUUUUGACAAAUACAAAGUUGAUACUUCUGUGAAUCAAAUCCCACAGAUCAUCAGGAUUCCAGGAUACACAAUUCCAGUGGUCAACAUGGAGGUCUCUCCCUUUACAGCAGAGCUCCCUGCCUUUGGCUAUAUCAUCCCAAAAGAAAUGAGCACCCCAAGUUUCACAGUCCCACUUGUUGGCUUUUCAGUGCCAUCGUAUACAUUAGUCCUUCCAUCAUUGGAGCUACCAGUCCUUCAUGUUCCCCAAGGCCUACAGACCCUUAAGCUUCCCAGCUAUCGAACAUAUGCACCAUCCAACAGAAUCUACAUUCCGGCCUUAGGAAAUAUUACUUAUGAAUUUUCAUUUAAAUCUAGUGUGAUUACCCUGAACACAAAUGCUGGGUUUUUUAACCAAUCUGAUAUUGUUGCUCAUUUGAGUUCAUCUUCUACCUCUGUGAUUGAUGCCCUGCAAUAUAAAUUGGAUGGAACAACCAGCCUUACAAGGAAGAGGGGUUUGAAGCUAGCAACUGCAUUAUCCCUGAAUCAUAAAUUUAUUGAAGGCAACCAUGACAGCACUAUCAGCCUCACAAAGAGAAAUAUAGAAGCAUCAGUGAUAACCACUGCAAAAAUCAAUAUGCCUGGCUUAAAAGUGAAUUUUGGGCAGGAGCUUAAGGGAAAUACAAAAUCAAAACCAAUAGUUACUUCUGCCAUUAAUUUAAAUUAUGAUUUGGAUACUGUUGCUGCCAAUGCCAAAGGAGAAGUUGCACACAAGGUCACUCUAGAAAGCAUUAUAUCUUAUAUAUCUGUGGAUACUUCGACCAAUGGGUUCAUUAAUGGAAACUUUUACAAAGAGAUUCCAUUUUCUGGAAAGCUGGUUCAUGAAGCAAAUGCCUACCUAAAUGCUAAAGGUGCUCGAGCCUCACUUCAGUUUGAGACUAACUCUAAUGUUGAUGAAAUAUGUAAUUUUGGUAUGAAAGAAAAUGUUGCCAUUGAAGCAUCUAGCCAACGUCUUUAUGCCUUAUGGGACCAUAAUGCAGAAAAUAAACUAUUUCCCAAUCUGAUUGUUUCAACUAAAGGAAAUCAGAAUUGCAAAGUAACUUUAGAACUAGGUUCACCCGGUAUGUCAGUAAUUGGUCAGAUACAAGCUACCCAGUCCAACAAUAUCAUUGGCGAGGCCUCAGCUAAUCAAGACUUUUUAACGACCAUCAGUAGUGAAAAUCAGAAGAUGAGCUGGACAAGUCAAAACCAAAUCUAUUCUCUGUUCCUUGGACACGACUUACUGUUAACAAAUAACAACACAGUUGCUCAAUUCACCAUGUCAGGAUCUUUGGGAGGUCACAUGGAUUUCCUCAGACACUGUUUGCCAAUUUAUGACAGAAGCUUAUGGGACAUCUUGAAAUUAGAUCUCACCACUAGUGGUGGAAGGCAAUACCUCAAUGUAGCAACAGCCAUAGUAUAUACAAAAAAUGAAGAUGGGUAUUUUAUCCCCAUAAAUGUGGAUCAGCUUACAAGCCUGCAAAUUCCGUCUUACACCAUUGACCUACGUCAAAUUACAGUUCCUGAAACAUUGUUCACCAUGCCAUUUGACAUCGCAUUGCCUUCAUUGCCAAAAAUCCAGUUCCCUCAAUUAGAUAUCCUAACAAGGUAUGUUGAUUCAGAAGAUUAUAAAAUUCCAUCCUUUCAGCUGACUGUACCAGAAUAUGUAUUAACAGUUUCCCAAUUCAGUCUUCCAAAGACGCUCUCUUUUGGUGAUAUGACUGUGGACCUUAAUGUUAUAGCCAAUAAGAUAGCUGACUUUGAUCUGCCAACAAUUACCAUUCCUGAGCAGCAGAUUGAAAUCCCAGCUUUCAAGGCGGUUUUGCCUGCUGGAAUUUACCUCCCCAAAUUUGGAGCUUUAGCUGGUUCUCUGGCGAUGGCUUCUCCACUUUACAGCACCACCUGGAAAAUGGAUUUCAAGAACAAAAAGAACUCCUUUGAGCAUUCCAUUGAUUUCACUGCAAUUUCACCACUGCAAUUUCUGGAAUAUGAUUUAGACGCUGUGACCACCUACUUAUAUCAAGGCAAUUUUUAUAAAGCAAGUGUUCAAGGCACCUUUGCGCAUCGUGACCUGAGUGCUGAAUACAAAGAAAUCCUAAUUGCACAAGGGCUAAGAGUCCUAGAACACAAAGCAUCUCUGGAUAUCACCAGCCCAACAUUCACUGACGUUCAAGCGCGUUACCAGGGAAGUGACUCAAAAAUUGCUACCUCAGUAUCUUCCUCAUCAGCUGGAACCCUGGGCCUCCUCAUUGACAUGGAUAGUGAUGUUUACAGGAGCAAGAUCUUCUACCGAUCUCAGUCAAACCCGGAGAAUGAUGUUGAUGUCUUAAAAAGUGAGAUAUCAUUCAAAAAUCCUGAACUGAUCCAGCUCAAGGCCAACUGGAAAACAGAUGGAGCAAUGGACUUACUCCAAGGGUUUAAGGACAGAGUCCCUAAAAUGACCAGUGCUUUAUACAAUGCUGUUGACAAAUACCACAAGGAACAUACAGGAAUGGAGAUGCGUGCUGUGGCUUUAAAGCUCAACGACAACCUGAGACACAGUAUAGAUUCAGCUUAUGAAAACACUUUGAAUGAUAUCAGUGAACUGCAACAACAGCUUCAUGUGGUAACUGACCAGGCAACUGGGAAGUAUGAAACUAUGAGGAAAAGAGCCAAAAAGUUGUAUUAUGAUGCUGCAGAUCAAGCCAACCAGAUUGACUACGAACAACUCAGAGCCAAAAUUUUUGAUGCCACAAUGCAGACAAUAAAAGAAUACAAUAAAAGGAUAAGGCAUCUUAUCGAUUCUGCCAUUGAAUUCCUGAAAGUUUCAAGAUUCCAGGUGCCAGGAGUGGAUGGGAAGCAUACUGGUGAAGAACUUUUUGUGAUGGCUACUGAAAAAUUGAGCAGAGCUGUAGAUGUCGGCAUUGCAAAAGUACAAGAAUAUUUUGAUGCUUUCAUUGCAUUCAUCAAUGAACUAGAGGUUAAAAUACCAGCUUCCAGCCAGAUCAUUAAAGGUAGUACUAUAGUUGAUGAAAUCAAAGGAUUUCUAAAUCAUGUACGAAACAAAGUUGGUGGGUUAUUUGCUGGGCUUCAGGAAAUUGACUUUGCACAACAUCUCAGAGACCUAAAAGAGGUCAUUCAGCAAGUCUUCCAGAAAGUGGAAGAGCUGAUCAGAAAUUUACAAGCCCAAAAUUAUGAAUAUAUCAGCGUUCAGGCAAAACAACUGUUCACAGAGGCUUUACAAGGAGUGAAGAACUUAGCAGAAGAGAGAAAAAACUGGACUCUUCGCAUUGAAAACUUCAUCCAAAGUAUUGUAGAAACUUGUUCCAACAAAGGAGAAGAACUUCUGCAAAGUCUGAAAAAUCUGCGGGAGGAAUAUUUUGAUCCAAGCGUAGUUGGAUGGUCUGUCAAAUACUAUGAAGUGGAAGAGAAAGUGAUGGCUUGGCUGAUGAGCUUGAUCAAUGCCGUGAGGGAAUUGCAUAAGAAAUAUGUUUCUGGUUCAGCUGAUUUGAUUGUCCGCCUGGCAGAUAAAGCACAAGAAUUUGUGGACAACCAUGAACAAAUCACAGAGUUCUCCAGGUCUGCUCAUGACAAAAUUCUGUAUUGGUCUCAGACUGCUAAGAAGAGUGCUGCUGAACAAAACAUACAGGUCAAGGAAAAGCUACAGGAGGCAUAUGAACACCUUUCCUAUGAGAGGCUCAUUACUAACACCAAAAAAUUGGUCGACCUGGUAAUAGAUAAUUAUGCUGCAUUCCUCCAGGAUCUCCAACAGCUCCUCCAUCAGUUCGAGGAAGCAGCAGCUGAUACCCUGAGGCCCUAUAUAAUGGUUCGCCAAGGAGAACUCAGAAUAGACAUACCAAAACCAUUUGACAUGCCAUCUGUUAACUCCUUUUAUCAACCUCCCCAGUUAAGAGAGGAUGAUCUCCACAAGAAAUGAACUAUUUCAGCACAGCAUUAAUCAAAGCUCAAAUAUAUAUAUAUACACACACAUAUAUAUAUAUACACAUAAAAAGGAGAAGAGCUCCAGAGUUUCACUGAACUCCAGAUUUGUGCUGGGCAACUGACCGUUCAACAGAUUAUACAAGCGGUACAUAAACUUGUACAAUCCUAAGUAGGCAAGCUGAUUGAGAAAAGCUUUUACAACACCAUAUUUAAAGCCAGCAAUCCAACGAACAUUGUAUUUUUGGAAUAUCAAAAAGUUACUUAUUUGCAUUUGGUAUUUGUACAAUGAAAACGGAAUAAUCUGUGAGUUAGUAUAAUGCUCUUCAUAAGCAAUAAAUGAAUUCUUUAUGACAUAUCAGUGUUCUUUAUUAAAACCAUGUAGGACAUAGUUUAUGAUUCCAGUUUUUGUCAUUGGAAGUCCUGAGCUAAAUGAAUACUACAGAAUGAGAAAAAGCAUACAUGAUAAAGGUCAGAAUAAGCUAAAGAAAGUUAAUUAUCAAUAACAAGAAAAAAACAUAGGUGUACAUAAUUAUUCAAGGAAGCAAGAGGAAAAUAUGCUAGAUGUGCAUUCUGUGCAAAACAAAAAAUGAACAGAGUGAGAGAAAGCACAGUGGUAGUCACUAGUCACAUUAAAUCUGUCUACAAGUAAAGUAGAGUGCUUAUUUUUUCUGUCCUAAAUAUUCAAUUUAUCAAUCAAGCUCCUUCAUUGUAAAAACAAUUUAUUUUUCUUUAUCAAAUAUGUUCGUAUUUUCUGCAUUUUGUUUUUAUUUCUGGGUUGUGUAACACUUCCUUUUUGAGCCAAUUCAAGGUCAGCUCUUGUCUAGGCAUGCUUAAUCCAAGCUUGUCUGCUCCUUGUUCUAAGGGAUGUUUUACUGGCUUUUCUUUACUAUGACAGUGCUACAUAUCUAAGUAAAAGGGGGGGAAAAUCAACCAAUACAGUAUUUCAGAGGUCAGGAGCCCCCUUUGGGUAGCCCUGCAUGAGGCCUCAUCAAAAUUGUCCCUAAGAUUAAAAUUUAAGUUUUUGCAAAACACCUUAGCAUAAUAAUUUGUCUGGUAUUAUUAUUUUUUGCUGUUAAUCAACUAUGUACAUAACAGAGCUCAAAGUAAUGGGCCUCCUUUCCUCUCCCCUUCCCUUCCUGCUUCUAUCAGAAUAAACUCAUUUUGCACUAUUAGUAGAAA